This is a messenger RNA of Penicillium riverlandense, 1554 nucleotides long. RefSeq names its product major facilitator superfamily domain-containing protein. Gene Ontology annotation, molecular function: transmembrane transporter activity. The transcript has 6 exons. The coding region runs from base 1 to 1554 and encodes 517 amino acids. The record is from RefSeq and is a predicted model, not a curated record. Gene Ontology annotation, biological process: transmembrane transport. Lineage: Eukaryota; Fungi; Ascomycota; Eurotiomycetes; Eurotiales; Aspergillaceae.
AUGUCCAAACAAGGGCCAGAGGCGGAGGUUAUGGAUAGAAAAUUACCUCUGGGGUCUCACAAUGAUCCCAAACAUCGAGGCAACAUUGUUCUUGUCCCUCAGCCCUCAGACGAUCCUGAUGACCCCUUGAACUGGUCGCAACGCAAGAAAUAUUCAAUUCUGGGUAUCCUUUGUCUGACGGCAUUCUCGGGGCUUGCUUCGUCUUUGGCAAAUCAAUUAGGUCUUGGAGCCCAGGCAGAGCUGUACGACAAGUCGCUUACUGAGCUCUCGUAUACGAUCUCUGCAGCAGUCGCAGGUAUCGCUGCCGGGCCUCUAUUCAUUGUCCCCUUGGCCCAUGUAUUUGGUCGUGCCUCCAUUAUAUUUUGGACUUUGAUAGGAUGCAUUUGCUGUGGGAUCUGGUCGGCCCUAAUGACAGGACCGAAUGACUAUGUGGCAUUUACUCUGUCACGUCUCUUCGGUGGGAUCUUUGGAUCUAUCCCUUCUAUCCUGGGACCCCAGAUGCUGAUGGAACUUUUCUUCCUUCAUGAGCGAGGAAGGGUCUUCACAACAUUCCAUAUGUGCUUCCUCAUGGGUACCGUUGCAGGCCCAACUUUUGGGGGCUUUGUCGUUCAGCAUGUUGCGUGGCCGUUCGAAUUCUGGUGGACAGUUGCACUGCAAAAUGCUGUUGCUCUUCUCGUGUUCUUCUUCCUGCCUGAAAUCGGCUUCACUCGAGAUGGAGGCAGGGUCUACCCGAAACAGCCGGAGGGUUACGUUGCAAACAGAAUCGCUACUUUCUUUCCUGGCACACGAGUUGCUCACCGUGAUGGGCUUCAGGAAGCCCCUCGAUCAGCAAUUGCGCAGUUGCUUAUUGGUGCUUCUCCGGUAGGCCUGCUGGCUGGGACAUACACCUUUGGAUUCUUCGGUUGGUUCGUCAGCGUCAAUACGCUACUUACCGUCUUCCUCCAAGAACCAACAGAAGAUGGCGGGUAUGGAUUCACACCGCAACAGAAUGCUGGAUUCUCCUUCGCUCUAUGGCUGGGUGUGAUCGUCGCUCAAAUCUGGGGAUCCAUGUUCAACGAUCGGAUCCCCUUGAUGUGCGCACGACGAGCCGGUGGAAUAUGGAAGCCUGAGUACCGUUUUCACUCCCUAUGGAUUCCUUCAGUGCUUUUCAUGCCUGUUGGUCUGGGCAUUUUCGGCUCUGCCCUUCAGUACCAUCUUCAUUACAUGGUUCUCGCCCUAGGCAGCUUCCUCAUCACGAUUGCCGCAUUCUGCAGCAUCCCCGUCGCAGUCAACUAUCUGAUGGAGUGCUUUAGGGAUCAUCCCACAGAGGUUGCGUGCAUUAUGGGCACAUAUCGACUCACCCUCGGACUGAUUGUGCCGUUCUUUGUCGACCAAUGGAUCGCCAGAGUCGGAGGACCUGGCUGGGUUUUCGGAAUGAUGGCAUUCUUCUCUCUUUUUGCAUUUUCCUUGGUGAUUAUUUUGAUGUUCUUUGGACAUUCCCUUCGCCAGAUCCACCUGGGCAGACUCUCGAAAGACGAAGAGGGAAUGAAGGUCACAGACAUGGAUUCUGACUGA